Messenger RNA from Mytilus trossulus (common blue mussel), 1768 nucleotides. RefSeq lists its product as uncharacterized. The transcript has 3 exons. The record is from RefSeq and is a predicted model, not a curated record. The coding region runs from base 329 to 1342 and encodes 337 amino acids. NCBI's taxonomy places the organism in Eukaryota, Metazoa, Mollusca, Bivalvia, Mytilida, Mytilidae.
UAACCGCCCCCAUAAGUAUUAUACCAAAGAUCUGCACUUCGAUCAAACGCCGCUUUGAUUAAAAUGUGCACCUAAUACGGUUAAUAACAGUGUAAUUACAUUGUUGAAUCUAGCCAAGUGUGGAAAAACGAAAACACAAGAAGUGGGAAAAUGGAAAAAUGAAUAUGUUAUUUUAUUAAGAAGUCUUUGUAUUUUGACCUCACAAUUUUGUCACUUAUUUGACGAAUCCUCUGGAAACAACACCAAAGAUGUAAUACUGGGACUUCAGUCAUUCAUUUUCAAAUUCGGCAAUUUGGAAACCAACUUACACUGAUCUCCCUGUAGAAGAAUGGUACAUUUAACACCGAGAUCAUCGGUCAGUUCGGGAGCCGUUACACCUGUUUCGCCGUAUCCAGGAUUUGACCAAAAUGGUACCUUCCGAAACCCUGUUCCUGUGGCUCGAUUGAAGUUUCAAGGUGUUGAUUUCGCUGCGAAACACAGAGGUUCCAUUGAUAAAUGGGUAUUCAAGCGUGGCGAUAAAACAUUUGACUCGCCCCGACCUGUUCCUAGGUGUCCGACUGCCGAAUCAUUUGAGAAUUAUAAACAUGGCACGUGUGGUUCGAUUAAAACUUUAAUAAAUGGAGAAGCAACACCAAGACCAGAUUCAGCUCCUUGUAGGAUCAAAUCUGAAGGAGAACCAAUUGCUUCAAUUAGCAGAGGAAAACGUAUGAGGAAAAUCGUACACGAAUUUGGCCAAUCAGCCCCUUCGCCAGUCAUACCCAGAGUUAAGCCAGAAGCGGAACAAACUGCAGAAGUUCAUAAGGGCGGUAGAAUGAAUCGCUUGAUCCAUAGUUAUGCUCAAGGCCCUUUAUCAGCACGACCUGUUCCAAGGGUUAAACCGGAAGCUGAGCAAACAGCAUCGAUUCACACAGGCAAACGUAUGAAACCGAUCGUUCAUUCAGGACUUUACAUGAACGGGAUUAUUUCAGAACCUGCAAUCCCAAGAGUCAAACCAGAAGGUAGUCAAAACGCAGAGCUUGCAAAGGGAAAGAGGAUAUUAAGAUUAUUCCAUGAUUACGGACAAAUUCCUCUAUCAACCAGACCUGUUCCAAGAGUAAAAGAUGAAGGUGAUCCGAAUUACGUUUUAGAUCAAGGACAUAGAAUGGAAACUCUAAUGCAUUCGGGCAAAAUCAUGCGUAGCCCUAAACCAGACCCAAGAGUAACCACACCAGACGCAACUCGAAAUUUAAAUAAAGGUAGAUCUGGGAAACUAAAAUACAUUUUACGAGAAACUGGGAAGAAAACAUGCGUACAUAUUCCAGGACAGCAAUCGAAACUAUUUACUAAAACGACCACUAUGUGACAUGUUAGUUAUAAACUACAGCAUUUCUCUUGAUUCAGCUUUGCUACAUUAGAAUUCCAUUACACACAUUGCUUUAUUUUGAAACCAGUACGAUUCAAAUUGUACAGUAUAACCUAACCUGCAAUACCGUUGUUCGUGCAAGCAAAUACUGAUUGAAAAUAAUAUAUACGUUUUAAUCUAAUGGAACCAAUUUUGUGGACACGUAAUAAUAAUUACGGAAAUACAAGGGGUUCCUAUAGACAUUUUUUUCUGAAGAUCUCGUUAAAGAACAAGAAUGACGAGCAUAUGUUUUCCUUUAAGCUUUGUUUGUUGCAUUAAAGCACAAUAAGUCUACUGUGUUAUAUAGACAUUCACGGAUAUUACAGCAACAAUUAUACGAGUUGCAUUGAUACCAUGGAUCAAACAUUAAAUAAACAAAAAAACAAU